AUGGAUGAAUCUAUGAAGCCAAUCAAGGACAAGCAGUUGAUCAUUGACCUGAUAAGUCCGACAAAUAUGACUGUAGGCAGGGUUUACUUUGAACCUGGGGGAAGUAAAAAUGGUUUCUACAAGGGAGAGUUUCAACUUCCGCCGUUUCCGGAUUUUGGAACAUGGAUCAUCAAAGCUAAGCUCGGAGGAAAGUUGGAGACAUAUGGCAUUUGUCCUAUUGAAGUACGCGAGUUUGUUCUUCCCAACUUCGGUGUAGAGAUUUCAACUGGACAGGAGUACAUAUUUCCGGACGUGAUUAAUAUGGGUGUUACAGUAUCAGCAAAAUAUGUCUACGGCAAGCCUGUUGAAGGGAAUGCAGGACUCGAGAUUAACGUCCGAAAAAAGGGUUACGUGUCAGACCCGAAGCGUAUUUUUACGAUGGGGAGACAACAGCUAAACAACGGCAAGGCAUUCUUUGCGGUCGAUAUAAAGAAGAUGCAAGGUCUAGGAGGACAGUUUCCGAUGGACAGCGUCUUCGAGUUGUCAUCAACAGUUUAUGAGACAGCAACAGGAAAGGAAGAGUCGGGAGCCGAUGAUUCAGUGAUGUUUGUCAACUGUCCUUUCAAGUUUGAUUUAUCGCGUUCGAAGACUACACACCGAAAAGGCCUCUCAUACUUCAUGCAGAUUUACAUGCUACAUGCUAACGGUAAACCGGCCAUUCGGGAGAGGUUUAGUCUAACAAUCGACGGAAGCAGUCCAGAACAACAUCGGACGAACAAAGAUGGUUAUUACCUGGCUCAUAUCCACGCUGUAAACCAGAAUUUGGAGCGCAGGAAAAUAAAGGUAUAUGCUCCAGCGUUUGAAAACUGUGCAACAGAGAUAGUCCUUCAGCCAUAUACGGGUGUCAGUCAGAUUGUAGUGGAAAAAGUAGAAAGAGAAGGCGCAUCGUUCAUUCAAGCCUACACCGACAUCAACAUGAACCAAGUGGCCCAAUGUUCAGGCAUACUCAUGCUGAUAACAGCUCGCGGUAAGAUUGUGAAGACAAAGUACUUUCCACCUUCCAAGGAUGUCUCUUUUAAAUUAGAAACGGAUGUUGUAAACAAGGUGUCACCCGUUGGCCGAGUGUUUGCCUUUUAUGUACACAACGCACAACUAGUAGCAGACUCGUCUAUUUUUCAUGUAGAUUCUAAAUGCCGAGAACAGCUAGAGCUCCAUCCGGAGAAACUCGAGGUGAGAGCAGGUAGAGUUUCCAAACUUACUGUCACCGGGCCAUCCGGAAUGUGGGUGGGAUUCAACGUCAUCGACAAGGCGUUGCUGUUAUUUAACAACAAAAACGUUCUAAGGGAAAAUACGUUAUUCAGGAAUAUGGCAGCUCACGACCUCGGUUGUGGCGCUGGGGGUGGCACGAACAGCGAAGAAAUAUUCAAGAACGCGGGUCUUACGAUUCUAACAAACGCAAAUGUGAACGAAGAACGUAUCCAAAGGGAGACUGCUGAGUGUGCCGCAAAGAAACUGAAACGACGCGCUGUCUCUGACGAGAACGGUUUGUAUUUUGGUUCGAAGCCAUUGUGCUGCGAAGAGGGCCGCCAGUAUUCUUCGGAUGUUAUAUCUGACUACGAAAUGGAAAAGAGGCAUUUCAAACGGGAAGUUUCUGAACCAGUUCCAGAAAGGGGAUCAUAUGUUGCCAGCGACGGAUCGGUCUUUAGUUUCCAAGAUCGAUAUCAUAUGGACAUCGGCUUGUUAGAAGAUAUGGGCCUUCAAAUGGGAAUUCGUAAACGCUUCGAAACGUGGUUCUUCUUUGAAGAACAUAUGAUAAGUGAUAAUGGACUUACUCUUGCCAUGAAAUACAGAGAUUCUAUAACAGAAUGGUCAAUUCAAGCAAUAGGUAUAUCUGAACAUUACGGUGCCUGCAUCGCAGCUCCAAAAGAAGUCAAAGCCUUCAAAGAUUAUUUUAUUCAAGUCGAUCUUCCUUACAAAGUACUACAAAAGGAAAUGUUCAACGUUAAAGUUACAGUAUUCAACUUUAUUCCACAAGAACUUAGUGCUCGUGUCUACAUGAAAGGCGUAAGCAGUUUUUGUAAUGGCACCUCUCCUGGCCAACACUCACAACCGCAGCCUCUCACCUUGCCUCCGAACGGCGCAAGGACUUUGACGUUUCCCAUGAUACCCCUGAAAGCGGGAACAUAUCCAAUCACUGUGUCGGCAUUUGUGACGAACAGGCAUUUGCCAUUCGCAGACAUUGUGGAGAAACAACUUCUCGUUAUGAAUGAGGGUAUCUUGGAAAAAAAGAGCUUCACUGUGUGUCUUGAUCCGAAUUUCCAAAUGGAAAACUGCAUCCAAGGUCCCGAAGUGAAACGUACAGUGCAGCUCAAUGUUGAUAACUCACCGUCUGUGAAAAUGGAAGUCGAGCUCCCUUUGCCACCUUCUUCAUUGCCUGGAACGGCUAUUGUUAAUGCAUACAUUCAAAGUAAUCUGAUGGGUGAUCCGGUUUUGUGUGUACUGGUAGGUGUGGAUAAGAUGUUCAAUGAACCUCGAGGCUCUGGUGAAAACAUCAUGCAAUAUACAGCACCUAUUGUCUACGGAAUGUAUUUCUUGAAGCAAACAGGGACAAUGGAGGCAAAACACGAGGAAUCUGGCUAUAGAUACAUGCGAAAUGGGAUCACACGCCAACAAUACAUGUAUCAGAAAGACGACGGAUCGUAUGCAGCAUGGAAAGAACGUCCAUCAAGUUUGUGGUUAACAGCAUUUGUUGCCAAAGUAUUCUGCCAAGCAGAGCACCUUGUAAGAGGAAUGUCUGAUUUAAAUAGCCUGCAGAAAACUUUAGCAUACAUUUCUAAAAACAAUUUGGAAGGUUCUGGCGAUUUCCGCGACGAUUCUCCGGUGGUACACAAGGAAAUGCAGGGUGUGUUCGGUCAAGGCGAUACAAGAUCAGGUCCCUCGUUGACAGCGUUUGUUCUUAUCUCCUUGCAAGAAUGCACAGAACGAACUGUGGAGGUCCAGAAUUCCAUAAACCGAGCGGUGGCGGCACUUGAGAGAUUGCCAAUAAACUUAAGGAAGAACAAUCCAUAUCUUCUUGCAAUAUCAACAUACGCUUUAGCACUUGAUCAUGAUAGCAACAAGAAACAUGAAUUUAGAAAUGAUCUCUACGAAAUCAGACGAAACGAUGAAGGUCGCAUGUAUUGGUCUAAUAGCAGUGUUGCGGACUCAUAUGCAGUCGAGACAACGGCAUACGCCCUCCUUGCCUUUCUGAAAUUUGAUGACUUUAAAACAAGCCACAAGAUAGUCGCAUGGUUGAUGACACAGAGCGAUGCCAUUGGAAAAUGGCGUUCAACGCAAGCCACAGUGAUUGCCAUGCAAGCCCUAGCGAUAUACAGUGGGCGCACGUACUAUCUAUUGGACGACCUGAACGUUAUAAUUGAAAAGGGAAAAUGGCAUUACAGACAAAUUGUUAAUAGAGACAACUCCCUACUGCAGAUACUUAUUCCAGACCUGCCCGUACAGAUCGGUGACAAAAAGUUCGAUGUCACAGCUAGUGGACAAGGGUCGGGUAUAUUACAGAUUGACAUGUUUUACAACAGAAAAGCUCGGGAUGACGAAAUUUGCCCUUUCGAUAUCAGUGUAAUCGAUGUGCAACCCGUAGAUAGCGAUAUUGCUAAUAAUCCAAACAAGGAUCUCCUCAAAAGCAGAAAAUGCAAUGUGUGUGGAUAUUGUCAAGAACCUGAAAGUCUCGGACUUUGAUUCAGAUAUGGGCCGAAAUAAACGACAAGCAACGCAUAGAGCUCAACCCACGCAGACCUGUAUUCAGUUUUCAGUCAAAUCGAAGCGGUCCGCUUAUAACUCUAAUGACGCUGGUUUGUUUAUCGUUGAGGUCAACUUGGAGACAGGCGUUCGUGUUGUGGAAUCGGACUUGACUAAGAUGCAGUACGAAGGUGUGUUUCCUCGCUACGAGAUUCCGAAAGAUGGAAAAGGAUUCUUUAUCAUUUAUCUGGACAGUAUAGCGUCUGCUGAGACAAAACUUAUAUUCAGACUUGAGGACAAGUUUUCAAGCAAUGAUUCCAGCCGCCAACCGGCUUCUGUAAAGAUUUACGAUUACUACAAGCAAGGACGAUCUUGUAUAAAGCAGUACGUUAUUGGCUCAAAUCAUGGACAGGGAAUAAAAUACAUGUGUGAGGGCGGGAGCGAUCAGUGUCAAUGCAUAAAUAGUCAGUGUAUGAAGCAAGUGAAUCAAUAGCUCUUCGAAAUGGUCGUUAAAAUUUCGUCAGAGAAAGACGCUGUGAAAAGACGGAAACUUCGCAGACCAGUCGAAGCUCUGAUGGACUAUGCAUGCAACUUUGAAAAAGCUAACUUUGUUGUUAGAGUCAAAGUGACAAAAGUUGGUUAUAAUAGUAGAACGGAAGUUCAGUUUGCACGGGCUUUAAUCGAGGAAACAGCACUGCAAGGCGAUCAACUCAUGAGAGAGGGAGACGAUAUGGAAUUCGAAUGGCCCUUGACAUGUACACAGCCGGAACUGACAGUGGGUAAAACCUACUACAUCAUAGCGAAGGACGGGACUUCUUUUAAUGAAGGCUAUGGAAUGACGAGAGUGAGGUAUCAACUGACGGGCACGGCACUCGUGAUCGACCCUGAGUUCAAAUCGCUUCUUCGUAUUGUGAUGAACAAUUUCGUAAAAGAACUGAAGAAGAACAAUGGCUGCAAAAACUAAGCGUCGAAACAGUCACCAAAGACUUUGCUACAUUUGUUCGCAAUCAAUCGUUAUAUUGUAAUUAUAGUAUUCAUCGUACAUAUAAUCAAGCUGUAUUAUAAUCGGAUUUUAGAUAUAGGUCUUCUCCAUGCCCAAGCACUUAAGCCUAUGAAUCCUGAAUAUGAAGCAAAAAUAUUUAAGCACGCCUUUAUAUGGAAACUCACUGGGUGUUGUAUUUGACUGGCUUUUGACCAUCUGCUAUAUAUUGCAACCAAUUUAAAUGAAAUAAACUUAUUCGCAAAUUGA
Dreissena polymorpha is the source of this 4966-nucleotide messenger RNA. RefSeq names its product complement C3-like. Gene Ontology annotation, molecular function: endopeptidase inhibitor activity. NCBI's taxonomy places the organism in Eukaryota, Metazoa, Mollusca, Bivalvia, Myida, Dreissenidae. The transcript is spliced from 38 exons. Gene Ontology annotation, cellular component: extracellular region. Bases 1 to 3717 code for a protein of 1238 amino acids. The record is from RefSeq and is a predicted model, not a curated record.